This is a messenger RNA of Antrostomus carolinensis (chuck-will's-widow), 574 nucleotides long. It is a transcript of the gene KAZN, whose product is annotated as kazrin, periplakin interacting protein. The record is from RefSeq and is a predicted model, not a curated record. The annotation marks the transcript as partial. Lineage: Eukaryota; Metazoa; Chordata; Aves; Caprimulgiformes; Caprimulgidae. The transcript is spliced from 4 exons.
GCCAAGCAGUCCCUCGCCACACUGACCAAGGAUGUCCCCAAGCGUCACUCCUUGGCCAUGCCAGGUGAGACGGUGCUGAACGGCAACCAGGAGUGGGUGAUGCAGGCUGACCUCCCGCUGACGGCCGCCAUCCGGCAGAGCCAGCAGACCCUCUACCACUCGCACCCCCAGCACUCGGCAGACCGGCAAGCGGUCAGAGUGAGUCCCUGUCAUUCCCGGCAGCCAUCCAUCAUCUCCGACGCUUCCGCGGCUGAGGGCGACCGGUCAUCCACGCCGAGCGACAUCAACUCGCCCCGGCAUCGAACGCACUCGCUCUGCAACGGGGACAGUCCUGGACCGGUACAGAAGAACUUGCACAACCCAAUCGUACAGUCUCUAGAGGACCUGGAAGACCAAAAACGGAAAAAAAAGAAAGAGAAGAUGGGUUUCGGCUCCAUCUCCAGAGUGUUCGCCCGGGGGAAGCAGCGCAAAUCCCUCGACCCCGGCCUCUUCGACGGUACGGCCCCCGACUACUACAUCGAGGAGGACGCGGACUGGUGACCCCCCCUCUCCCCAUCGCCGAUGUACAUACCCC